AUGAGGAUUUUCCUGGUUUGGACCAUUUUCCCAGGCAGCUGGGCAGUGACGGGCCCCGCACAGGUGACGGCCGAGCAGGGCGGCUCGCUGGCUCUGUCCUGCAGCUACAAGCCAGGCUACAAGCUCUACCCCAAGUACUGGUGCCGCCCGGGCUUCCUCUGGUUUUGCUUCACCUACAUUGCCCAAACCAACGGCUCAGAGGUGACGGUGACGCAGGGCAGGGUGUCCAUCAGGGACAACCAUGCGGCACGCUCAUUCACGAUGACGCUGGGUGGUAUCACACCGGGGGACGCAGGCUGGUACUCCUGCGGGGUGAGGAGGAGCCUGUGGUUCAGCCUGCGGCACAACACCGAGGUGAUGGUCUCCGCAGCUGUUUCAACCACAACCGAGGGCAGCAACGUGAGCCCAUUGGCCACCAACCCCCUGUGUACCACGGGCUGUGGGGAGCCUCCAGUGCUGUCCCAGCUCAGCAUCACCUACCUGCUGCUCUUCCUCAGCAUGAAGGUGCCCGUGGCACUGGCCCUGGUGUGCAUGGCUGCCUGG
Fulmarus glacialis (Northern fulmar) is the source of this 543-nucleotide messenger RNA. Its product is annotated as CMRF35-like molecule 7. The transcript is spliced from 4 exons. Gene Ontology annotation, cellular component: plasma membrane. Gene Ontology annotation, molecular function: transmembrane signaling receptor activity. The record is from RefSeq and is a predicted model, not a curated record. Lineage: Eukaryota; Metazoa; Chordata; Aves; Procellariiformes; Procellariidae. The annotation marks the transcript as partial.